Messenger RNA from Scophthalmus maximus (turbot), 3110 nucleotides. RefSeq names its product tetratricopeptide repeat protein 16. The transcript has 12 exons. Bases 315 to 2060 code for a protein of 581 amino acids. Gene Ontology annotation, molecular function: protein binding. Lineage: Eukaryota; Metazoa; Chordata; Actinopteri; Pleuronectiformes; Scophthalmidae. The record is from RefSeq and is a predicted model, not a curated record.
AACCAGAAACAAAGUAGUUAACUUAUCGUUGUGACGACGAUCACGUAGAUAUUAAUAAGAAAAUGUAAGUUUACAUCAAACAUCGUUAAAACGCUAUUGACGCCAUUCCGUCCGGGGUGGAAACGACACCGGAAGAGACGGAGAGGGAAUCAUCUGAGUCGAGUUUACAAAAUAAAAGCCUCUGUGUGUGGAACUUGGUUUCCAUGGCCACAACCAGAUUUUAACCAACAUGACACAGAAACUUUAAACUUGCAGUGAAGUAAAAAAAAAAGUGGAUGUAAAAUCAGCUUAAAUCAGCUGUUUGAGCGACAACAAUGGAAACUGAGGAGAAAACUGACAAUACGCAGCGGUCAGAGCAGCAGGGUUUGGUGGACGAGGCCCGGAGAAAAGAAAACAACACCUCCAAGGAGGCUCCAGGGGGGAAACGUCCUCAGAGAUCCCACCCGCAGGGGAGCGCCAUCGUCCAGAGCAAGGCCGCGGAGCAUUACUCACAUGGAGAAGAUGCCACGGGAAGGUUCCAGUACGAGAAGGCCGUGAUCUGCUUCUCUAAAGCCGCCACGCUGCAGCCACAUCAGACUCGGCUGUUCGCGGCUCAGGCGGAGGCCUACCUGCAGCUCUGUGACUUCCAGUCAGCGGCAGCCUGCUAUCAAAAGGCCUGUCUGCUGGAGCCCGGAGCUUUCAGCGGCCGCUUGGCCUUCAUCUACUACCUGCAGGGCCAGUGUUUGUUCGACCGAGGUCUUUUCCCCGAGGCUCUGGAGGCCGUCAGCAGAGCGGCCGGGGUGGCGCCCGGCUGCAGGGCCCACGCAGUGAGAAGCCUGGUCUGUCUGGCAGCGGCAGGUCGCCACGCCGACUGUCUGAAGUUGGUCAACGACUGGAUGGCGUCUGAUGGCGCGACCUCCGACCUUCUCGUCCUCAGAGCCCGACUGCACAGACGACUCCACCAGACGUCCCGGUGUCACCAGGACGUGAGGUCGGCGUUGGCGUUGAACCCGACGUGCCCGGAGGCCGGAGCGCUGCUGCUGCAGCUGCGGCGGGCCGCUGAACGGGCGCGGCAGCGGGCGGUGGGCCGAGCCGUGUCGGGCCGGCUGUCCGAGGCCGUCUGCGAGAUCGACGUGGCUCUGGAGAACUGUCCGCACGACGCUCGCCUCUACCUGUUCAGAGGGAUUCUCUACCGGCGUCUGAAAGACUUCACCGCCGCCAUCGAGGACCUGGUCCAGGCGGUGGAGCUGAGCGAGGGGGCAGGGGAGGAGCAGCAGGAGGUCAGGGGUCAGGCGGAGGCCCGAGACGGGGAGGACGACGAGCAGCGCUCUCUGGAGGAGGAGGCGGAGUUCCAGCUGGUACUCACCUACAACGACUUCGCCGUCCAGUGCUUCGGCCGAGGCCUGUUCGCAGAAGCUGCUCUGCUGCUCAACAAGGCCGUCGACGAGGAGAAGGGCCAGGCCGGCCUGUACCUGAACCGAGGAGACUGUUUCUUCAAGCAGGGCGAGUGGUCUUACGCUCUGGCCGACUACCAGCAGGCCGAGGAGAUGAUGCGGCCCGACGACCCGGCUGUCCGGCGGCGCCUCGCUGUCCUGCACAACACGUUGGGCUCACUCCACUUCCAGGACGGGCGUUUCCAGGAGGCGGCGGACAUGUUUUCUGUCGCCGUCCGGUACGACCCCUCCGCGGGUCGGUACUACGAGAACAGAGCCCGGAGCUUGAGACGGGUCGGGAACCCGGUGGGAGCCAGACGGGACCUGAUCCGAACUCUGGUGCUGGAUCCGACCAGCCAGGAGCUGCCUCCUAUGCUCACGGACCUGUUCCCCGGUCGCAGUGCGUCUGAUGUUCUGUCCAGUCCAGCAGGACAAGAGGUCAGAGGUCAGCUGACGGCCUCCGUCUCCGAGCAACAAAGACUGAGUGAGAAGGUGACGCCUCUGACCAAUGAGGCCGCGGCGAGUCGGUCACGUGACCCGGCGGCGGCGGGGGAGGAGCCGAGGUCGUGCGUCGACCAGCAGGAGGCGGGGCUCACUGUGAGGAGCCUCCUGCAGGCGCUGAUGGGAAAACCAUCAGAGCGGUUCUGACCCAGUUUCAUCACUGGUGACGAUCAGUCAGGUCACACAAACUGACACUGAUGGGACAGAACAACGGGUCUAGAAACCUAUUCCUAAAACCUCCACAAACAAAAAACAAAAACCUGUGGUAUUGUCCUUUAAUUCAGGAUGCUGUGAUGUUCUGAGGCCAGUAGGUGGCGGCAGAGACACAGUGUUUCAGUGUGAUGGUGAUUCUGAUUUCAUGAGAUUUAAAAGGUUUGACUCUUUUUGAACUUUAGACACACACACACACACACACACACACACACACACACAGUUGGACAGUUCAAGGACAUUUUUCACAGGCAGAGUUAAACCGUCCUGAGUGUGUGUGUGUGUGUGUGUGUGUGUGUGUGUGUGUGUGUGUGUGUGUGUGUGUGUGAGAGAGACACCUGAUUUACACUGUUGAAUAAAAUGAUACUAAACUGAUGCAGAUCAGUUGAUUCUAGACACAAAAAAUAAUAAUACAUUUUAAUCUUCAAUAAUUCGUACAAGUCAAAUCAUCUGCAUGAAAGGAAGAGAAGAGUACAUGUCAGUUUUCUUUUCUUUUUAAAACUCAUACGUCUGAUGUUUCUGAACCAGGGUGAUGAUCUGAGUAACGUCGACCGUUUGGACAGAAGCUUAAUGUGAAAUGAAACAUUUCUAAAGAAUAAGAGAAGAAGAAGUGAGGUUACACACAGAGUAAUAUCCCAAAUAAGAAAACUCCAAGAUCUCCAAGACUAAAUAAAGUAUAUUUAAGAUAAAAGUAAUUACAUAUUCCCCGAGAUUAAAGUUGUAAAAAAUUUUACUUGGGAAAAAAACAGGAUAUUAUUUGAGAUUAAAGUCGAAAAAAACUAAACACAAUAAAAAACUAAACCUUUAAAGUUCUUUACGAUUUCCAACUUUACUCAAGCAAACUUUCCCCUUUUUAUUAUAAAUAUAUUAAUCAAGAGAUCAUAUUUUGUUCAAAUGAAUAAAUAUUAUUUCAUAUUUACAAUGUUCUUGUCCAACAUGUUGGUUCAAUGUUCCCUGAAUAAAUAACGACACAGACGCUCAUUUGAA